Messenger RNA from Epinephelus lanceolatus (giant grouper), 3273 nucleotides. Its product is annotated as transcription factor SOX-10-like. Gene Ontology annotation, cellular component: nucleus. Lineage: Eukaryota; Metazoa; Chordata; Actinopteri; Perciformes; Serranidae. The record is from RefSeq and is a predicted model, not a curated record. Gene Ontology annotation, molecular function: DNA-binding transcription factor activity, RNA polymerase II-specific; RNA polymerase II cis-regulatory region sequence-specific DNA binding. Gene Ontology annotation, biological process: enteric nervous system development; peripheral nervous system development; neural crest cell migration.
ACAAGGCGCUCUUUAAGCUCCGGUGUUGCCACACAGAGCAGCCAUUCAUCGGCUCUACAGUCAGCCACACACACUCCCAUGUUGAACCACUGGACAUCUAAAUUGGUGUAACUGGUUUUGCUGAAACGGAUUUCCAGCCGACGGUGGAAAGGAUUUGGACACUUUUACGCAGCAUUAUGGCUUUGCCUGAGAAGAGUCAGCAAUAACUGGGAUCGUCGCAGACAUCUUAUUCAGUUUGAACCAAUCAGUUAGCCUCCAGUGAAUAGUUUGGACUCCUUAAAAAGAAGUUUUGCAUUAGUUGGUUGGUUGUCUUGUCAUUAGUUCAAGGUAAAAACAAAUACAUAAAUAAUGUCCGGUGAGGAGCACAGCCUGUCUGAGGCGGAACUGAGUCCGGGAGGGUCAGACGAUGGUCACUCCCUGUCACCGACUCAACCCGGAGCGCCAACCCGCCAGGACUCACCUCUGACCGGGCCGCCGCAGCAGCUGACCUCGCUCUGUGUCGCGGAUGGGAGCGAGGAGGAUGGAGGGGAUAGAGCCAAAUCAGAGAUCGAGGACGAUCGCUUUCCGAUCGGCAUCAGGGAGGCGGUCAGUCAGGUGCUGGACGGAUAUGACUGGACACUUGUGCCUAUGCCGGUGCGCGUUAACAACGGAAACAAAGCUAAGCCCCACGUCAAGAGGCCCAUGAACGCCUUCAUGGUGUGGGCGCAAGCGGCGAGGAGGAAACUGGCCGACCAGUACCCCCACCUGCACAACGCGGAGCUCAGCAAGACCUUGGGCAAACUGUGGAGGCUGCUGAACGAAAGCGACAAGAGGCCAUUCAUCGAGGAGGCGGAGAGGCUGAGGAAACAGCACAAGAAGGACUACCCGGAGUACAAGUAUCAGCCCCGGAGACGCAAAAACGGCAAACUAGCGCCUGCUAAUGAGUCCGACAGCCAGGGGGAAGGGGAGGCCAGCCACUCCCAGUCACACUACAAGACCCUGCAUCUGGAGCACAACGGUGGGGCUGGGUCUCCCCUGGGUGACCUGCACCACCACCACCAUCACCACCACCAUCCUGCUGGUCAGGGUCACAGCCCACCCACGCCCCCCACCACCCCAAAGACAGAACUCCAGUCUGGGAAACUGUCAGAUGCCAAGAGGGAGGGGGCAGCAGGAGCGGCCGGAGGAUCAGGGGGGUCCAGGGGAGCUCUUGGGGUGGGGGCUGAAGGGGCAUCUGGUGGUCCAUCAUCUUCGAGCGCUAAACCCCACAUCGACUUUGGCACCAUGGACAUUGGCGAGAUAAGCCACGAGGUGAUGUCCAACAUUGAACCGUUUGACGUAAACGAGUUCGACCAAUACCUUCCGCCAAAUGGCCACCCGCAGAGUGGAACCGGUGCCCCUACGGCUGGAUCCUCAGCUUCAUCUUACGCCUAUGCCCUGGCUGCUGCCAGUGGCCACUCAGCAUGGCUCUCCAAACAACAGCAGCAGCCUCAGGCCUCUCCGUCUUCCUCCGACCCCUCCAAGGCCCAGAUCAAGAGCGAGUCAGCGGCCGGGAGCCACUACGCCGAGGCCUCGUCCUCUCCCUCUUCAGGCACCCAUGUCACCUACACCCCGCUCAGCCUCCCUCAUUAUGGCUCUGCUUUCCCCUCGCUGGCCUCCAGGGCUCAGUUUGAGUACGGAGAGCACCAGGCCCCCGGGGCAUACUAUGCCCACUCCAGCCAGGCCCCGGGGCUGUACUCAGCCUUCUCCUACAUGGGCCCUACACAGAGGCCUCUGUACACUACCAUAGGAGACCCCUCCAGCGUGGCCCCCUCUCACAGCCCCACACACUGGGAGCAGCCUGUUUACACCACACUCACAAGACCUUGAGGGAGACCAGCUGAGCAGAGGGAAAUAUGGGAAGUGUGUGAGUGGAUCUGUCUGUGGGUGUGCAAAUAUAUGAGUGUGUGAAUGUGUAUGUGUGUGUGCAUGUGUGUGUGUGUGUGUGUGUGUGUGUGUGCCCGUGCCAUAUUGAUGUUAGAGGUUUUUACUUUUUUAGCCAAUAUAAUGCAAGACGCAUCCACAGGGGCCUUACACAGUUUAAAAAACAGCCACAAACUCACACAAUAUAAAGUGUGAAUCAUGGGUGAACUGCCAAUCAAAAAUUAAAUAAACCUUAACAAAUGUGUGCCAUCAUAAAUUUUAUAAGUCGGGAUGUACAGUAAGUUUGUAUACAAGAAGUAGACAAGUGAGACGCUGAGAGUGAACAGACGAUGCAUUGAUGAGUGACUCUGAUUUGACCUGGAAACGAUGGGUUUCGACUGACAUAAUCAGAUUUUAUUAACCAAACUAAAGCAGAUGUUUUUGAUGUUAUUGUGUUAUUUUAUAUGUGUAGUAAGUUUAUUGUUGUUGUUGAUAUCCUAGGGUGUAACUUUAUUGUGACUGAUUUGAUAUUACACUAAUACAUCUGCACCACUGCUUUGGGAAAAGCAUAUUUUGUUUCAAUAAGAUAUUCCCUGGGGUUGUUCUUUUGUGGCCAGAAAAGGAUAGUUGCAACCUUUUUUUUUUCAUGAUAGUACACUCUGAAUUUCUGACUUCACUGAACUGAAGAAUUAAGCAUUUAAGGGGAAAAAAAAGGAAAAAGAGAGGGAAAGGAAGCUCUUAAAGAUGUAUUUUAGCUUGACGCUCAGUUUUGGACACUUACCUCAACUCUGUAAAUUUUGUGCCAAUAGCAAAGGAAAAAUACGACACUGGAUACCUGAUCAAAUAAUGAUAAAGGUAUUCAGACUUUCAGAAACCUCCGCUUCAGUCUUCCUUUUUGCUUUUUGAGUGCCUAACAUUUUGCUGAUUCGCAUCUGAUUUUUUUUUCCAAUAACUGAGUUAAAAUCUAUAAGUACAAAGUCUCAACCAAAUCUUUUCAGAUAAUUGGCCAGCUUCGGGUCCUGCUUAAGGAUUAGAAUCACAUGUACGACCGCUCUGCACUGCAUGUGGGCCAAAAGCAUGUUUUCGUCUUUGCAGUUUGUCCUAUAUUGUACCCAAAUUGCCCUCUUCCUCCUCAGCAAUGUGAAUAAUGGUCAUUACCACAGGCUUCACCUUUAUGAUGUGAUGCAUUCUUUAUCAUUUUAUACUGACCCUCUUACCAUGUAGUUAUUAUUUUUUAUGUAAGUAAUAAUGCAUUGUGUGUCACACCUUUGCUUCUUCCAUUUUGUAUAAUUCUGGAUAGUUUUGUAAAGUGUUUGCUAUACAUUCACUUGAGUAUUUUGCUUCCAUACAAGAAAAGCAAUGUUGAAAUUUUAUUGUUGUCAUCUAUUAAAU